Molecule: messenger RNA, 6740 nt
Organism: Sinocyclocheilus rhinocerous
Lineage: Eukaryota; Metazoa; Chordata; Actinopteri; Cypriniformes; Cyprinidae
Product: cGMP-inhibited 3',5'-cyclic phosphodiesterase B-like
Exons: 16
Coding region: 852-4166 (1104 amino acids)
Biological process (GO): signal transduction
Molecular function (GO): 3',5'-cyclic-nucleotide phosphodiesterase activity
Source: RefSeq, a predicted model, not a curated record
UAUUUGGUGAUAUCAUCUUUGGUUGAUUUUUGCUUUUAUAGAGGACAUUGUAAAGAAUGCAAAGUUCACUGAGAAAAUUAGCAUAAUGUAAUAAUGAUGAGAUAUUAUAGGCUACAGUGUUAUAAAUAAAACACAAUAAUAUUAGGGGGUUCCUCGCCCUGCUAAGACUCAGGAUCCCCAUCAUUGGUAAGAAACAGUUGACAACUCAGCUGUAGCAUAAUGUCAAUGUUAGUGACCUCUUGUGGCGCUUAUGCAUUGAAACCAUAAGGGCCUAUUGUCUCAUUGUUGCCGAAAACGUAGAAGAUAGACAGUCAACACUAGCCUAUUUACGUGACUGAUUAGUGACUUAGCUCAAUCAUAUGCUACAAUCGUAGAUAUAAACAAACAAUAAAGACAACGUAUGUAGCCUAUAGAUACACACCACUCCAAAGUUUCUAAUUAUAUACACUCACUCACUCACACAUAGGAUACACAUAUGCAUUGUUAUAUAUUUUCCACAUAUAGAUAGCCUAUACUUCAACAUUCUUUAGUAUUGUUCAAGCACCACAUUAAGGCUAGGAAAAAAUGACUAGAAAUUAAAGAUACAGACAUAAAUUGAAGGCGGCGCGGUUUGGCUGCGUCUCUGUCUCUCGCGCUCUAGUCAUUGUUACAAAUUGUCGCACCUAGACGGCGACAUAGAGCUCGAGUCUGCUAAAAAACAACAACAUUUCAGCCUCUUUUCCUCCUGGCCAAAAUGCCUGAGCACGUUUGAGUGACCAUGGAGCGCGUUUGCCGUCAUGUAGUGAAACGUUGACACGCGGAGGAUUUAUCUCGGAGCAAUGAAAGUUUAAAGAGCACCGAAGGAGGACAACAUGGCUGUGCGGGAGGAAGGAGAGGUUUUGCACAGUAAAAUCAGACAGCACGAUGGUGUUGUUGGCAAUGCAAACAACGCGGAGAGCUUCAGGAACGGCUAUGUGAAGAGCUGCGUCACUCCGUUAAAACAAGACCAUCCGAGGGGCUUUUUAUUCAACGUCUGUAGGUUUUGCAAUGAGGAUAUCCUCAAGUCCAAACUAUUCCGCGGCUCGGCUCUCUACGUGGGAGCGCUGGCAGUCCUGGUGCUCUCCUGCUUCAUUUCUAGGAGCUUUCAGAGUGAACACGGCGUCUCGGAGCUGCGGACUUUCCUCUUUGAUUUCUCCCAGUCCAUCAGUCCUUUAUUCAGCAUCGGCUGCGCGUAUUUCUUCCUCACCCUCUACCUGAGGCGGACGAAGAGGGAAAGCAGCAGAUGUUGGCUUUUGUCCUUACCAGCAUCAUGCUACUUGGGGGAUUUGAUGGUCUUGCGCUUGUUGCAGUGGGGAGAGGAGCACCAUCAGAUGCAAAUGAUGGGCAGGUUGCUGUUUGUGCUGGGCUGCGUGGGUCUGCUCACUCUCAUCCCCACUCUCAAACUCAAGCACAGCGUCCUGAUCCUGGUCUUCGCCAGCCUGGUGUGGCUGCUGUCCUUCACCAGCCUCGGCUGCCUGUCUCCGUUCCUCAGGCCGGUGCUGGCGUGUACGGCGGGGGUCUCCGGCUCUCUGCUGGCGCUCUGUUUCGAUCACUAUUACCCACCGAGGGAGACGGCCGGCAGGAUUCCUAACGCGGAGGAGAAAGUUCCCGUCAUCAGACCCAGGAGAAGGUCCAGCUGUGUUUCUUUGGGAGAGACGUCCAGCAGUUAUUAUGGAAGUUGUAAGAUGCCCCGCAGACCUUCUCUGCCCUGUAUAUCCAGAGAACAGAUGAUCCUGUGGGACUGGGACCUUAAACAAUGGUACAAGCCACAAUAUCAGGGUGCAGUGAGUGGCAAUGGUGUGGAUCUCUCUGUGAUAAACGAGGCCAGGAACCUGGUCUCAGACCUGCUGAUGGACCCGUCUCUCUCACCACACGUCCUCUCGUCACUGCGCAGUGUGAGCAGCCUCAUGGGAGCUUUCUCUGGGUCGUGCCGGCCCCGGGUCAACCCCUUCACCCCCUUCCCCGGCUUCUACCCCUGCGCUGAGAUCGAAGACCCCUCAGAGAGAGGAGAGAGAAAGCCACUGAAGGGUCUGAGCAGCAGGAAUAGUCUCCCUACCCCUCAGCUGAGGCGCAGUUCAGCCUCUUCCUCUCUGCCCCCACUGGAGUCUGCCUCGUCACGCUGGGAACGCACCAAUGGAAGGAGAUCUCACUCUGAGCUCAGCAGCCAGAGUUGUGUUUCUAAUGGGCCCAACAGCAACUUGCUGACUAUUCCUAAACAGAGAUCCUCCUCCGUCACACUCUCCUAUGGCCACACAAUACCCAGAAGACCAGGUGCUUCUCCCAGCCUGAGUCCCGUCAGCUCCCCGAGUCACAGUCCCCCUGCUGCUCCCGGCUCCUCUCUGGUCAUACGCUCUCCAGUGGAGUUCCCAGACACUGCUGAUUUCCUCACCAAGCCCAGUGUCACCCUGCACAAACCACUGGGCUACACGCUGAGCUCACCUGAUUUCCAGCAACAGUAUCGAGGUUCCUCCUCGGCCCCCUUGUGCACCAGUUGUGGCCGACAGAUGAUAAAAGGUGUGGCUAGCAUGGAGGUGGGUGAGGGCCAUCAUGCAACAGCCAAUGAGAUGCAAAGAACACGCUCAGCUGAAGGAGCGGAGUAUGGUGGGGAAAACUUGAUCCGAGAGGAGAGCUUAGAGGCAGAGUCUCAGGAGGAGAGGACUGCAGACACAGCAGGGGAAAAACUAAAUAGCCAGCCUGAGGGAGAGGAACAGACCUCCAGUACGGAGCAGUCGUCAUUGGAUCCUGAGGGAGACGAGGAGCUCAGGUUGGACUCUAUGCUGGUGGACCAUGAAGCACUCAUGGAAAAGAUCAACACCUGGAACUUCCAGAUCUUUGAGGACUCAAUGGCUCACUGCUUGUCUUGUCUUAAUGAAGUUCUGUUUGUUACAUUCUCUCAGGUGGCGUACACUUUGUUCCAGGACACGGGUCUGUUCGAAAUCUUCAAAAUCCCUGUGCGGGAAUUCAUGACGUACUUUUGCGCUCUGGAGAACGGCUAUCGUGACAUCCCCUAUCACAACCGUGUCCAUGCCACUGACGUCCUUCAUGCGGUGUGGUAUCUUACCACCCGGCCAAUCCCAGGCUUUCAGCAGAUCCAUAAUGAGCAUGUCACAGGAAGUGAUACAGAUUCGGACAGUGGAAUUUCCCAAGGCAGGGUGGCAUAUGCCACGUCCAAAAGUUCCUCAUUCUCGGAUGACAGUUACGGCUGUCUGGCCUGGAAUAUCCCAGCGCUGGAACUCAUGGCACUAUAUGUAGCAGCUGCUAUGCAUGACUAUGAUCACCCUGGGCGCACAAAUGCCUUUCUUGUAGCCACUAACGCUCCUCAGGCGGUGUUGUAUAAUGACCGUUCGGUUUUGGAGAACCACCAUGCAGCCUCUGCCUGGAGCCUGUUUCUUUCCCAGCCGGAGUUCAACUUCCUGUGCAGUUUGGACCACGUUGAGUUUAAGCGUUUUCGGUUCCUAGUCAUCGAGGCCAUCCUCGCAACAGACCUAAAGAAGCACUUUGACUUCCUAGCAGAGUUUAAUUCCAAGGUUAAUGAUGUGAAUAGUCCAGGCAUCGACUGGACUAAUGAAAAUGACAGGUUGUUAGUGUGCCAAGUGUGCAUUAAGCUGGCAGAUAUCAAUGGGCCAGCCAAAGAACGCAGCCUUCACCUCAAAUGGACAGAGGGUAUCGUCAAUGAGUUUUAUGAGCAGGGUGAUGAAGAAGCCACUCUAGGAUUACCCAUCAGCCCUUUCAUGGAUCGCUCAGCACCACAGUUAGCAAAGCUGCAGGAGUCUUUUAUCACGCACAUCGUCGGGCCUCUUUGUAACUCCUACGAUGCUGCCGGCCUGCUGCCGGGAUACUGGAUUGACGAGGAGGGCUCAGACGAUGAAGAAGAGACAGAAGACAUUGAAACAGAAGAUGAAGAACUGGACGAGGAUCUUGAACCAAAGAGGAGGAAGGGUCAACGUCGGUUAUUCUGCAGCAUCAUGCAGCACUUAACAGAGAACCACAAGGUGUGGAAGAAGACCAUCGAAGAAGAGGAGAAGGCCAAAGAGCUGGAGACUCAGCAGCAGCAAUCCGAGAGCCCCAGCCUUCCUCCGUCCACCACCACCUCCUCCGACGACAUCCAGGUCAUUCAAGAGGAGGCCGAGGAGGAGGAACGGCAGUAGCAAGAGGAGAAGGACAAGCAACGAAGCUCACCGAGGGGCUUAAACGACCCGUCCCUCUCCUUCACCUACACAAACACACACAUUGACACCCAGAGGAAGACCCUAGCGGAUCUCCCCGCGCUGAAAUUCGUCACUGUGCCGACACUCUGAAGCUAAUGCAGUUCACAUUGUGUUGAAAAAAAGGCCUUACUACUGUGAGAGGACCCUUUGGUGGGAACCCCACUCCUAUGCACUUUCACCCCAUGGAGAAGCAGCGGAGAACGAACAGAGCUUUGAAGACGCAGAAUCGUGUUGUGAGAUUAAAACCAGACGGAGAAGAACACAGGCAGGGGAGAAUCGUGCCAUCCCAUGGUUCCCUGGCCUUGAACGUAGAGCUCUUAACUCUCCCGUAGGUACUUAAGUCCAAAAGGACACGAAAAAGACAAUGACGCAAUUGACACCCGUUACCAAAGCGAACAGUUCAAAAACAUAGAAAGACUGCGACUGAAGCCUUUUCAGGCUCAGUGUCAAAAUGUGCCUGUCUGAACUUAAAAAAAAAAUAUAUAUAUAAAAUAUUGUUUGUUUUUAUUUUUCUUGUGGUCCAGAAAAUGGGCUAUGCACGCUGCACUGUAUGUGCAGUCCCCAAUUUAUGCUGGCGACAUAAAACACUGUAUUACUGAACAGAGUCAUUAGGACAAGUGGAAAUGCUGACAUUUUGACUGAAAAAAUGACCUGACUUCUGCAUCGUUUUGGAUGCUUUUUAUUCAUGUUGAUCACCUUCUUGCAGUUUUUUUGUUUGCAUUUGUUGUUUGUAAGGUUGUUUCUUUCUUUUUUUUCCAUUUGUGGUGUCCCCCGGCUCCCCCUUUUUCCUCUUCAGGAACGCUGAGUUGCCAGUCGUUCUCUGUAAAGUCCGUCUGUGUUUAAAAGAAGCAUCGCAAAUGGGACAGGAAUGUUGUUCAAAUGAAGGGACGUUUCUCCUUUUUUACGUUGAAAUAGAUAUAUUUUUUCACGGUUACUCAGGAUUCAUGUGAAGGAUUGAUCCUUGUUUUUUGCGAAAAUUUAAUUCUGCAAUUUCAACUUGCACGUCGAACAUUCUUUUCAGAGGUGGGACAAAAAAAAAGUUUCUAUUUUUUGUACGAAUAGCUUGAAAGUCGCUAACAACAAAAGAUGCUCCCCCAAAGUGCAGUGUCCUACAUAUUAACCCCCAUCCUUAUCAUCUGCUCCAGACCAGUAUAUCCAUGUUUAUUUUUUCAAAGACCCCCUGAUAAGAAUUGGGAGCCAGGGAAGUUUACUGAAAACGAAAUGUUUGAGUUAGCAUGCAUGUCAUAGACUAAACAUUGCUUUGGGGGGUAACUUCAUGUUUGGCAUUAUUUGAACAUGCUUGUACUUUAAUUAUUGCCAAACGCAAAAUCCGGCCAGUUCAUUUUCAAGGAAUCCAGGGUUUCACCUUGAAAGCUGUACUUUUUUUCCUUUGAAUUUUCUUAUUCUUCACCAUAAGGCAAGUUUAAUACUAAUAGUUCUAUUUUUUUUUUUUGUCUCAAGCAAGAACUCUAGGCAUUCCACUAGAAUAAUGAGGGGAGGACGGGGAGGCGGAGAUGAACCCGGGUCUCUUUCUCUCUCUCGGUCUGCCUCACCUCAACAAAAACUCAUUUUGUCUCUGUAGAGGAAAGUUCUCAAGUAGGCAGUGUAAAUCAAGCUAGUAUAUUUAAGAGUAAAAAAAAAAAGAUAUAAAUGUGCACAUUUUACUACCAAACAAGUGUUUAACCUCUGCACAGAAAGAAUACUUGCAUAUAUAAAUAUAUAUAUUAUAUUAUAUAUUUUUUAAUUAAUCAACAAUGCGUCUGUUUUCUACAUACAGCUGACAUAUAAUGUACAUUGAGACCAUGUAAUUAUCAUCUUGUUUCAGGAGUUUAAAAAAAAAAAUCUAAUGCUAUUUACAGAUGUGGAUGUGUUUGGGUGUUGUGUUUUUCAGUUUGUUGGUUGUUUUUUUGUUUUUUUUGGGUGCACUGUCUUUUGUUCCUGCCCAUAACCACUCUUUUGCCGAAAGCCCCUAAUUUCUAAAGCUGGUGGCGAUGCCGGAUGCCUCCCUGUCUCUGUCUCCCUUUGUGGGUUUGUUCAUUAGUCACUUUUUUGGCCUGUGCUCAGGGUGUGUUCUGUGUUGGGGGCUUAUGCGCACCCAAAGCAGCUUGAGGUCUUUCUCUUUUUCUGUCCAGACUGUGUGUUCAUCAGUUCUUGGAUCCGGGACUCCAGUGUGGCUCAGUUCGUCCACCCUCCCCUCCACUUCACUGAGCUCACCCCGGCUGGGCUCAAACAGGUUGCCAAGCAGGGUGACGGUGGAUCAGAGCAUCACGGCGCCCCCAUCCCCUCGUGUUGACCACUUGCUCGACUGUGGUAUCUCACUUUUGGGGGUUCGUCGCACCACAGUAACCUCCGAUGUUCCUGUCAUCAGUAACUUUACGAUGGCAUUCACUUUUUUAUGUAGCAUUUAGAUGGCAAUGUCUGAUGUAACCAUUCAGCCUUUUCAGGGUUGUGGGGGAGAACUGACUUUUUUGUUAUUAUUUAUAGCUGUCAUAAAAGCACCAUCCCUGAACAAGA